AUGGAAGAACCAACGCCAAUAUUAGAAGCACGGAUAUCUGAUACCUUCACCCCAAUUGAAGAAGACUUUUUAUCUCCGGGCACAUUUUCCAGCGCCGAUGAAUAUGCCGCGAACCCCAGAUUCCUGGAACUACAGGAAGAACUCCGUGGCGUCCUCUUCUCAGCUGUAGCAAGUCUCGAGCCAUCAAAUUAUACCCCAAUUCCACAGCCAAGUGAGCCACAGGGCACACGUCAAAGCCUAGAUUUCACCCGAGUGAUCUCAAUCCCCAAAAUCCGUCUAAUCUUCUACCUCAAAAACUGGAUCACAGAAUGUGCCCCAUACCUCGACAAAUUCGAUGAAGCCCGCCAUUUCGGUGUGCAUAUCCCAAUCCUAGCACAGGGCUCUCCAGCUCUUUUCUAUGCCAUACUAGCAUUCUCAGCCCGCCAAACAGAGCGAAAAGCCUGCCUCGACAAAGCAUACGACAGCCUCGAACUUUACCAAGAAUCAAUUCGUCUCCUAGCUCCAUGCCUGCAAGCAAAAGAUCCAAAUGUUCUCGUGACAGUCUGCAUUCUAGCAGUUAUGGAACUAAUGUCCGUCAGCCCCCGCGACUGGCGCCGUCACGUAGAGGGCUGUGCAGCCCUCUUCGAAUCCUUCAACGUAACCGGCCUUUCAGGCGGCCACCUCCAAGCGGUAUUUUGGUGCUACGCCCGCAUGGAACUAUGCGGCGCGAUCAUUUCCAACGGUGCAGAAAGCACAGUCCUCCCAUUAGACAAAUGGGUGCCUGCAGUCCUGGCCAACAGCGCCGAGGAAAAAGAAACUCGCAUCCGCGAUCUCUUCUGUGAACAGGGCCAUGCCUCACCGGACAUGCACGCUAACUGGGCUGUCUAUCUCUGUGCCAAAACAUGCGAUUUGUCCAGUCGACGUACGCGCUUCCUCGAAUUGGGCGAGAUAUCCUCCGAUCCACGUCCUUUCCCCGAACAAUGGAAACGCCUUUGGGAUGAAUUGCACUACUGGCUUGACCAGCGCCCGCCGGCAAUGUUGCCCAUAAAAACAACUGGUAUGGGAUCUGGUCAGAUCUUUCCGGAAAUUUUAUUUGCGCAUUGGGCUGCCAUCUCGGGGAAUCAGUUAUACCACGCGGCUUGUAUAAUGAUGCUUGACAUGAGGCCUGUAGAGCGCGGCUCUGGUCCUGGGGCAGCGUCCAAGCCGUAUUUCUCGGCAAUUUGGCAUGCAAGACGGGUAUGUGGGAUUUCGUUAACGAAUCCCCACAGCGGGAAUUUGAUCAAUGCUAUUCAGCCACUUUACAUUGCGGGUAAGCUGCUCAGUCAUCGCAGUGAGCAUGUCGAGGUUGCGAAAUUGUUUAAGAUAAUCGAAAGGACGACUGGUUGGGGGGCUUUGUGGCGACUGAGAGAUCUUGAGAGGGCAUGGGGAUAUGAGACUGGGGAAAUUCUGAGUGUUAUCUAG
Molecule: messenger RNA, 1440 nt
Organism: Penicillium nucicola
Lineage: Eukaryota; Fungi; Ascomycota; Eurotiomycetes; Eurotiales; Aspergillaceae
Product: putative C6 transcription factor
Exons: 1
Coding region: 1-1440 (479 amino acids)
Biological process (GO): positive regulation of transcription by RNA polymerase II
Cellular component (GO): nucleus
Molecular function (GO): transcription cis-regulatory region binding; DNA-binding transcription factor activity
Source: RefSeq, a predicted model, not a curated record